Messenger RNA from Saccostrea cuccullata (small rock oyster), 1199 nucleotides. RefSeq names its product plexin-A2-like. NCBI's taxonomy places the organism in Eukaryota, Metazoa, Mollusca, Bivalvia, Ostreida, Ostreidae. Gene Ontology annotation, cellular component: plasma membrane; semaphorin receptor complex. Gene Ontology annotation, molecular function: semaphorin receptor activity. The annotation marks the transcript as partial. Gene Ontology annotation, biological process: regulation of cell migration; semaphorin-plexin signaling pathway involved in axon guidance. The transcript has 11 exons. The record is from RefSeq and is a predicted model, not a curated record.
AUGUACGAUAUAAGCUGUUCGAGGUGUGUGGACAAUGUUUACUGGUGUGACUGGUGUAUCACGGAGAACAAGUGUCAGUACAACACAGAGCAGUGUUCUGGGGAGAAAGUCAGCAGUCGAAGUGACAUUUAUGUACAAAACAACACAGAGUAUAUUGGUAAUGAAGGCAACAGAGGAAGGCAAUUUUGUCCCAUGGUGGAAAAAAUUCAGACGGGCCCUCUGUUUAUACCACAGGAUCAAUCGAAAACAAUCAUCAUCCAAGGAAGAAAUUUCCCUGAACCAGAUGAAUACAGUGGAAGAAUCUACCUACCAUCAUCUCUAACUCUGGAUGUGCCUGGAACAAGGAUAUCAGCCACACAAUUAACCUUUAAUAUCGAAAAGAUCAAUGUAGCUUUACCGAAUGGAAGGUUUGGUACAAUUAUGAUUGUUUUGUGGACCAAUCAAAAUUUUGUCAUUGAAAAUGAUGGACUUGAAGUGACUCUGUAUAGCUGUAGGGGACAGGCAAAAGGUGACUGUAGCUUCUGUAAGAAUCUGGAAGAAACUUAUCUAGACAUGAAGUGUAAAUGGUGUGGAGGACAGUGUGUCUACAAACAGCAAAGAUGUCCUCAGUCAUCGUGUCCAGGACCCAAUGUCACCAGUUUGACACCCAAUACAGGUCAUUUCUUGGGAGGUACUGUUGUCACAAUCACAGGGUCCAAUCUCGGAAUUAAAUUUGCCGAUAUUGAGAACAAUGUCACCAUAGCAGGCAUUGCUUGUAACACAACAGCAAGAAGGGAUGACUAUCUAGCAUCAAAAAGAAUCCGCUGUGUGACGGGGGGUAGGAGUGGAGGGGGAAGUGGUCCUAUCAAUAUACUGGGGGUCACGCUAAACAAAUGGAUCUAUUCGUAUAAGACUCCAAUGAUAACUGGAUUUCAACCUAAAUUUGCGGCGCAGUCUGGAGGCAGAAUUGUGCAUCUAAGGGGAGGUAACCUCAACAUUGGGAACGGCCCUAAAGUUACCAUUAACAAUGACACCUGCCUAGUUACAAGUAAAAACAUGUCUGUCAUUUCCUGCGUUGUCCCAGCUGGCAGUACUGGUGUUGCUAAUGUCUCGGUCAACAUUGAUAGUAACCCUGUGGAUACCACCACCAGUAAUUUCUCCUAUGUGGAGGACCCCACUGUACAGAAUAUUUAUCCAGUUCAUCUCUCCUCCUUUGAAAG